GCUGCAAGACAUUGAGGGCUAAAGACUUGCUUCAUUAAAGCUAGUUUGGAAGCUCUAGCAUGAACCACUUGAUGAUCUUGAGUGCUUUGAUGCUGUGGCCAUGCAGCACUGCCGUUCCACUACUCAAUCCCCAGUCUUCACUAUCCUAUACCAAGGACCUGAAAUUCAUAGAGGGUUACCUUGAUCGUUUUUUCCCACAAAUUCGUAAAGUAAUAAAACUAACCUUAGAAGAACGGAUCAAAAUAAUGCAGAAGUUCUUCCAUUUGACUAUAACUGGGAAGAUAGAUACUGAAACCAUUAAAGUAAUGGAACAGCCCAGGUGUGGAGUUCCAGAUGUCUUGGAAUAUCAGACAUUUCCAGGAAGACCAAAAUGGAAUAAAAAUAUAUUGACAUACAGGAUUAACAACUACACCCCUGAUAUGCCAAAAGACCAGGUGGACAGAGCCAUAGCAAAUGCUGUGAAAGUGUGGAGUGAUGUGACUCCCCUGCAGUUUAAAAAAACCAAUGGACCUGCUGAUAUUGAAAUUCUUUUUGGAUAUAGAGAGCAUGGUGACAAUAUUCCUUUUGAUGGAAGAGGUGGAGUCCUGGCACAUGCUUUUGUUCCUGGAACAGGCCUAGGUGGUGAUGCUCACUUUGAUGAGGAUGAGACCUGGUCAGAAAUUAACAAAGAAAUAAAUCUUUUCCUUGUUGCUGCCCAUGAAUUUGGGCAUUCCCUGGGACUAGCUCACACUAAUGUCCGUGGAGCCUUGAUGUACCCUACCUAUUCCUAUGUGAAUCCAAACACCUUUCGUCUUCCAGAUGAUGAUCGGCGAGGAAUUCAGAGUUUAUAUGGAAGGAGGAGGGCUCUUCGGAAAAAAUAGAACAGCUGUAUUUUGCAUUGAAACCCAUUUAGUUCUCCUUCAGUGAAGAUCUGAGAUUGAACAACUGUCUGACUGUCUGAGAUUCUCUACUGAUUCCUGCACUGAGCAGGGGGAUUAACUGGAUGACCUUGAGGAUACUUUCCAACUCUGUGAUUCCAUGAUUUUACCUGUACAAAUUCAGAAGGAUUUGUGAAAUUUUGAAGCAAGAAUUGUAAAUAUUAUGAACUAUAAUAAUAAAGACUGAAUGAAUGAUUCUAA
Messenger RNA from Crotalus tigris (Tiger rattlesnake), 1118 nucleotides. RefSeq names its product macrophage metalloelastase-like. The record is from RefSeq and is a predicted model, not a curated record. Gene Ontology annotation, biological process: collagen catabolic process; proteolysis; extracellular matrix organization. Lineage: Eukaryota; Metazoa; Chordata; Lepidosauria; Squamata; Viperidae. The coding region runs from base 60 to 860 and encodes 266 amino acids. The transcript has 6 exons. Gene Ontology annotation, molecular function: metalloendopeptidase activity; zinc ion binding. Gene Ontology annotation, cellular component: extracellular matrix.